ACAUUCUCUGUAUUUUACAUUCUCUGGUAUAACCUGUUUUUGCAAUGUUUGUUUUCACCUUGUGUUUCUUCAAUUAUUUGCUCAGAGAUCGCAAAAGAUACAUUUGUCUAUAUCUGCUUCAAGUUGUUGUUUCACUAAAAAUGUCGGCAUCUAUUCUAAAGGCAGGACCAUUUAAACACAUUACUUGCCGCAAUAAUAUAUACCCAAAAAGUACUCUGCAACGCUUUCCUGUAUCAGAUCAUCUAGUCUACUGGUCAGCUGAGUAUGUAAAUUAUUCGCCACCCGUUUAUACUGCGCCACACAUAAAUGGACAACCUUGGGCCGAUCCGGACGUCGGUUGUGCCGAAUUUCAACCCAAAUGGAAUCAGCUAGAUGGCGCUGUAAAUCGUGUUUCAUUCAACGGAAUUUACAAAAUUGAAAAUGGACUUCCCAUAAAUCCUAUUGGACGUACCGGAUUGAGCGGUCGAGGACUACUAGGGCGAUGGGGACCUAAUCACGCAGCCGAUCCGAUAGUUACUCGAUGGAAACGCAACGCUGAUGGCAACGUAUCUAUAAAUAUUGAUACACAAAAAAAAAUUUUACAAAUGGUCGCGAUACAACGCCAUGAUAAUAAAAUGUGGGCAAUACCAGGAGGGAUGGUUGAUCCUGGUGAGAAGAUUAGCGCAACUCUCAAACGCGAAUUCAUGGAAGAAGCUUUAGAUAGUUUCGAUAAUCAAAAAGUCAUUGAAGAGUUUUUCGCGAAAGGAAAUGAAAUAUAUAAAGGGUAUGUAGAUGAUUUUCGUAAUACAGACAAUGCAUGGAUGGAGACAGUUGCAUAUAAUUUUCAUGAUGAUAAUGGAGCUCAGGUGGGAAAAUUGGCUCUCUCGGCAGGUGAUGACGCCACAAACGUAAAAUGGUUGGAUAUUGAUAGCACCAUAAAAUUACAUGCAAACCAUAUUGACAUUAUUAAAGAGGUUAUAAAACGAUUAAACGCCUAUUGGUAAAAAUAAAUAUAAUAAAUCUGCUAAUGGUUUUUGUAAAUAAAAUAAUGAGUUCUAUAAUUGUAUGUACUCAUUUGUUUAAAACUUACCUCGAAACUUGGCAACACUGAGCUCAAUUGUUCCAAAAUAUUAACAAAACAGCUGUUGUCAACACAAGAUUUUGGUUGGUUAGUUUAUGGUACAAACAAAAGUUCCAUGCGUGUAAAGUUACUUCAAAACAUAUACAAAACAUUCCGUAUAAAAUUUAAUCAUAUGGCAGUUUUUACGCAGGUUUUUAAUCCUUUGACAGCGCAGAACGAAUGGGCUGAACAUAGCGAUGAUUACGAUUAUGAUAUGGAGCUAACAUGCACUGGAUUUGGAGAUAUGUUGCAUGACAAGGAGCGCAAUCAAAAGUACUUCAAAGCACUGCGAAUGGCUAUUGCUCGCAUGCAUGCUGACGGUCAUGAAGCCCAUGUGUUGGAUAUUGGAACAGGUACUGGGAUAUUGUCAAUGAUGGCAUUAACCGCCGGAGCUGAUACAGUAACCGCAUGCGAGGCAUUUAUACCUAUGGCGAAUUGCGCUGAACGCAUAUUCACGGCAAAUGGAUUUGGAAAUAAAGUGCGUUUGGUAAAGAAACGAUCGACAGAAAUGCGUAUCGGUGUUGACAUGCCGCAAAGGGCUAAUCUAUUGGUGGCCGAGUUAUUAGACACAGAGUUGAUAGGUGAAGGUGCUAUUAGUAUAUAUAACCACGCGCAUGAUGAACUCUUAACAGACGACGUUGUAUGCAUACCAUCAAAAGCGACGUGUUAUGCCCAAGUUGUACAAUCACCAUUGGCCUCACAAUGGAAUACUAUGAAAAUCGUUGCUGAUUUAGAUGGCAACAUUCUGCUUAAUCCGCCUAAAGAUGUAUUGCAAUGCAAAGGUGAUGCUGCAGUACAUGACAUACAACUCUCACAACUAAGCUUGGAACAUUUUUUGCCUCUAACAAAACCAGCAGAAAUUUUUGAAUUUGAUUUCAAUAGAAAGUCCAAAACACCGGUGCCGGUGCAACGACAACAAUUGCUUGAAAUGAUUGCCUUACAACCAGGUUCAACUGAUCUAAUAUUCUAUUGGUGGGAUAUAAGUAUGUACUCCGGGGAUAAUUUAGUGUUGAGCUGUGCUCCAUAUUGGGCCCAUCCGGACUACAAAAGCAGAAACGACGUAAUACCUUGGCGUGAUCAUUGGAUGCAAGCCAUAUAUUACAUACCAAAACCACAACAUAUUUCCAUAACUGGAGAAAAAUUUGUGUUAAGUUGUAACCACGAUGAAUAUUCACUUUGGUUUGACGUGCAUAGCUCGCAAAAGUUGGAUGAGUCUAUUUCACGACAUGCUUGUACAUGUAAUCUUCACCUCGCUUAUCCUCGCUCACGAAUUGGUCAAAUGAAUCAGUCGGUGCGUAACAAAAAGUUUCUAAACUACUUGGAGAAUAAUUUAACCAAAGACUCGCAAGUGCUGUGUCUUGGCGAUGGAUGUGUUUUGGGUUUGGCUGCAGCAAAAAUGGGUGUUACAUCAGUUGUAAUCUCCGAAAAUCACUAUUUUUCUAAACGUUUCAUGGAGUCUGUAGUGAAAAAUAAUGAUAUAGAAAAUGUGCAAUUUAUCGAAAAUAUUAAUACUUUAGCGGAGUCGAAGAUAUCUCAGUUGACCCAUAUUUUUGGAGAGCCAUACUUUUUUAAUGCUAUACUUCCAUGGGAUAAUUUUCAAUUCGGUAAUCUUUUAGAAAACAUAAUUGAGAAAUUACCACCAACAGUAAAAAUAACACCUCAUUACGCCAAAAUUUUCGCAGUUCCAGUGCAAUUUACCGACCUUCACAAAAUACGAACACCUGUGCAGCAAUGCGAAGGGUUUGACUUGAAGCUUUUUGAUCGAAUGAUUAAGGAUGCUAGGGCAAAGUUGCCUAACCAUAAAAUUGAAGCGCAACCACUUUGGGAAUAUCCCUGCAAAGCGUUGGCAAAACCUCAAGAGCUUUUAAAUGUAGAUUUCCACAAUUUUAAGAGGGAGCAGUCUACUAAUGGAGACAUCCGAACUGAAAGUGAUGGAACAUGCAACGGGAUCGCAUUAUGGGUGGAAUGGAAUAUCGAUGGAGGAUUAGGUUCUAAAUCUAUUGUAAAUACAGGCCCUGUAGAACCAAUUGAGCCAGGAAAGUUUAUUAAAUGGGAUAUGUUCGUUCGACAAGGCGUACAAUUAUUUGAGCAAGGUCAUCCUGUUAUUAACGGAAAAAGUAGCAUACGAUGGACAUUACAGCACAAACCAACAUUAAGUAAAAUUGAAUUAGAUUUUAAUGUAAAUGCUUAAUAAUAAAUUGUAAACUCGAUUGACAUA
This is a messenger RNA of Bactrocera oleae (olive fruit fly), 3317 nucleotides long. Lineage: Eukaryota; Metazoa; Arthropoda; Insecta; Diptera; Tephritidae. The record is from RefSeq and is a predicted model, not a curated record.